Molecule: messenger RNA, 2723 nt
Organism: Boleophthalmus pectinirostris (great blue-spotted mudskipper)
Lineage: Eukaryota; Metazoa; Chordata; Actinopteri; Gobiiformes; Gobiidae
Product: crystal protein
Exons: 8
Coding region: 1-1800 (599 amino acids)
Molecular function (GO): cholinesterase activity
Source: RefSeq, a predicted model, not a curated record
AUGCAAAGCUGCCAGGUUUUGUCGCUGCUGUUCGCUUCCCUGCUCGCUCCGGGAUUUACGUGGACAGACGAUGGAGAUAUUAUUGAUUUCGCUGGAUUUUUAAAAAGCUUCUUUCCAGGAUUUUUGGUGCGGGAUGAGCCUCCAGUUGGAAACCAGGAGCUGAAUUUAGAUGUUCCAGAAAAUGUCCAAACUCCAGACGAGGAGAAGGUGGAUUUUAACGGGGUUUCUGGGCCGGUGGUGUGGACCAAAAAUGGGCAGAUCCGAGGUUUGACCCUGGACAAAGCUCAUGUGUUUUAUGGGGUCCCGUACGCCGGUCCUCCCACAGGGGCGUACCGCUGGAAGCCCCCCAGGCCCGCGAGCCCCUGGUCGGGAGUGUACGACGCCACGUACCCCCGAGCGGCGUGUAUGCAGGCCUGCACCGGGCCCAUCACCGAGGAGUGCCCCAGACACGUGAGUGAGGACUGCUUGUACCUGAACAUCUUUGUGCCUCUGGACGUGAACCUGACCGUGCCCCUCUGGACCCCCCUCCCGGUCCUGGUCUGGAUCCACGGGGGGGACUUCAUCGCCGGCUCCGCCUCCAAGCCCCUGUACGACGGACGCUUCAUCAGUAACUUCACGCGCACGGUGGUGGUCAGCAUGGACUACAGACUGGGGGCGUUUGGUUACCUGGUGUCGGGGAAGGACCCGCUCUCUUCUGCAGUGGGGAAUUAUGGGAUACUCGACCAGCAGGCGGCGCUGCUCUGGGUCCAACGCAACAUCGCUGUGUUCGGAGGCGACCCCGGGAAGGUGACCAUCUUCGGGGAGAGCGCUGGGGCCCAGUCUGUGAGUCUCCACCUGAUGAUGCAGAGCAGUGCUCCUCUGUUCAGACAGGCUGUGCUCCAGAGUCUGCCCUUCUCCAUCCCGCUCAAAACCAGACACGACGCAGUGAAGUUGGGGAAGAGUUUUUCUCGUCAGACGAACUGCUCCGUGAGUGACCUGGUGUGUCUUCUGUCUCUGUCCGCUCAGGAAGUGCUCGCCGCGCAGAUGAAGACCAGUGCGAAGCUGGUGAACCCGUUUCGUUUCCUGGAGGUGUUUGAGACGUGGGGCCCGUUCAUAGACGGAGACCUGAUCAAAGAGCAGCCGCUGGAGGCUUUUCAGAAAGAAAACUGGCAGAAGGACAAACCUGUGCUGCUCGGCACGACGUCAGAGGAGGGCGUUCUGUUCGUGUACGCCGUCUUUAACAAACCGGUGUCCGCGGUGGAGAGCACGGUCUACAUCACGGCCAUCUUCAAACAGCACGCGCUCCGGGUCCUCCACAAGUACCUGCCCCUGUACCACGACGCCGACCGCAGGGGCAUGCUCGCUCAGAUCGUGACAGACUUCAUCUUCCUGUGCCCGGCUCGCCGCUCCGCCCGCUCCGCCGUGGCGUCCGGCGGCCGCGUGUGGACGUACGUGUUUGAUCACGUGAGCUCGGAUCACCGCGUGUGGUCCGGACUGUCCUUCUGCUACCAGCACGUGUGUCACGGCGCGGAACUGCCUUUCGUCUUUAACUCCGCCCCGGUGGCCAACCUGAGCAUGACGCCCGCCGAGAGGCUGCUGUCCAAUCGGAUGCUGUGUUACUGGGGGGCGUGGGCGCACAGCGGGGACCCCUCGGCGCGCGCGGGGCAGACGGGCUUCUGUCGAGAGCAGAGGCUUCCCCUGUGGCCCAGAUACUCAGACACGUCGGGCUGGCUCCUCAUGAACCUGACGGUGAGGUCCCACGCCCAGGCCGGAUCCAGGGAGCACAUCUGUGACUUCUGGGACAAACUCGGGGUUUAUUAAACACACAGGUUUUAGGAUGCUGCAAAAUGUUAAAAUACCAAACGUCAAAUCAUCAGGGACUCUGUGAUUCAGCCCUGACGCACACAAAGAGCACAGAUACACUUAAAGCUGCACUGUGUAACUUUUCUGGUGAAGGGUCUGUCAAAUACCUUUCUCCACUGUUAUUGCUUUGUCUGGAAUGUUUCACAGUGUGGCAUUAAACCAUUUUAUCUUCAUGGACACCAAACCAGACCAAGUUACGGGUCAGAUCUGUGGAGAGGCGCCCCGCUCACAGUCAGAAUGUUUAUUUAUCUGUGUAUUUUUUAACGUUAACUCUUUCCCCAUGAAGACGACAUCUUGACGUCCCCCUUGUUUCCUUAAUGACGUCGUUUGACUCCUCCGCUGUUUCACUAAAGACGUGAUUUGACGACCGUUACAAGUGGCUCGGUUUUUCACAUGUAAACAGAGGCUGUGAUUGGUGGGGGCCACUACAACCACACAUACUAAUAUAUGUAUGGGUUGUUCCAAGUAGACGUCCAAGAGGGAAAGAGUUAAAACCACCUGCAAUGGAAUAAAUAUAAAGAAGAGCUGUUUAAUGUCACACUGUGGAACAUUCAAGGCUCAUUCCACGCCAAAUCUCCAAAUGCCCCGUUCGACCAUCUCAGAUUUGACUGAAAAAUAUCUAAAUGGUCCACACACUUACACACCAAUAGGAAAAGUCCCAAAUUUUAGCUCCCAACUCCUUAUAGUUUUGAAAUAAAUAAAUAUUUUGUCGAUUUUUCUGAGCAGAGUUUUCUCCGAGGAGCCACUUUCAGAUUGUUUUAUCUAAAAAAACUAUUUAUGGUCAGUCCUUCAAAUUUUCAAUUGUUAAAAUUUGGCAAAUGUACUUCCCAUCAAUCCAAUCCAACUUUAUUUGUAGAGCACAUUUUAUAAACAUGACCGUU